Nematocida major is the source of this 1251-nucleotide messenger RNA. RefSeq lists its product as uncharacterized. NCBI's taxonomy places the organism in Eukaryota, Fungi, Microsporidia. Gene Ontology annotation, biological process: regulation of transcription by RNA polymerase II. The record is from RefSeq and is a predicted model, not a curated record. Gene Ontology annotation, molecular function: RNA polymerase II cis-regulatory region sequence-specific DNA binding; DNA-binding transcription factor activity, RNA polymerase II-specific. Bases 1 to 1251 code for a protein of 416 amino acids. The transcript has a single exon.
AUGUUCUUUAGAACAAUAGAUCGCAGCACACAAAUAAAUACUGCAGGCUUCUUAUGGUGCUCUUUAGGUGUGUUUACAAACACCAAAACAAUGUUCAUAGAAAGCAUGAACCAGCCAAUAACCAAUUGGCUCAACCUUAACUAUGUUGCAUGCAAGGACAAUUCGAUCCCACGGUGCGUGAUAUACCAGCACUACUGCGAUGACUUCAAAAAAAAAGGGAUAGAGCCUCUAAAUACCGCAAUGUUUGGAAAAGUGAUCAAAAUGUGUUUUCCCUUUAUAAGAAGCCGGCGCCUGGGAAACAGGGGAAACUCAAAGUACCACUACUUUGGCGUCGCCGUCAAGGGUGUGGCUGUCGCUAACCUGGAAAAAGAAACUCUUUCGGAGAAAAUAUUCAUACAGCGCUCUGCGGAAAUGCACAAAGCAGUGCUCGAGUACUUUUUGGAGAACAACUUUAUGAAAGGCUACCAGGAGAUGAAGGCUUUCUGGGUGGAAAACAUCAGCACGUUUUCCACAAGCAGGCACAUUGAGAGAAUCUGCAACCUCAUCGAGCGGGAGUUUUUUGGCAUGCUUCUGAGCAAGGCGAUUUCGACAGACUCGAUUCUCGACCUUAACCGAGAGGUGAGCGCAGAGAACGUUCUAUUUAUGAAGACCACUGCAAAGACCAUCAUACUCAUGUGCCGCCAGGUGUUUCCCCUUAUAAACAGCAGAGGCAUGCUUGUGCGCAUAGACUGCUACAAGCAGUAUGCGGCCGUGCUGAACAGCGUAGGGAACAUUCAGAAGUAUGUAAGCAUGCUGCAGGCCAGACACUCUACGCGCGCCGACCUUAAGGAGUGCAAAAACUUCUUCACGGCAGGCCUCUGCAUUAUCCACGAGAGCAUUUCCCUGGACAAAGGCACCCUAAUACACGCGUGCGCCACAAGCCUGGUCUCUCUCUUCAUUGCCUCUCUCUCGUUCCAGGAGUUCCUGUCCGACGUGGACAGCCACAUAACAAGCCUUCUGUACAGAAAGGAGAAGGUUUCGCAGGACUCGAUUUCUUUGUACUUUUCCGGGCUCAUCCAGGAAUGCAUUGCGUCUGGGCUGGAGCACGCCGACUUUAUAUCUGCGCUGCUCUGCUUUUUUUCAGAGCACUUUGCCCUGGUCAACAGCAGCUUGUGCGAGCUGUCUUUGAAGAAAAAAGAGCACGCCCCCUCUUCCAUAGUUUCGGAAAUCACAACAGAAGAAACUUCUUUUGUCUCACAAAUCAUAAAAUAA